Drosophila innubila is the source of this 4062-nucleotide messenger RNA. RefSeq lists its product as uncharacterized. The transcript is spliced from 17 exons. The coding region runs from base 1 to 4008 and encodes 1335 amino acids. The record is from RefSeq and is a predicted model, not a curated record. Gene Ontology annotation, molecular function: calcium ion binding. Lineage: Eukaryota; Metazoa; Arthropoda; Insecta; Diptera; Drosophilidae.
AUGACUUUAAGUCCCAAUAAAAGUGCAGUCCUUUAUAUAGGGGACAUGUCUGAUAAGAGCUUAGACGAGGCCAGAUUCAAUCUCGCUACGCAUAUUAUGUCGAAUGGAGUGGAACUGAUAAUUGCUAGCGACAGGGUAAAGCAUAGUGAUAAGGUGAGCAGCAUACCGUCUUCAUCGUCGCAACUUCUUCAAACUCAAACUCAAGAAACCAAGAAGAAGAAACCAGUGACCUUUGCACCAAGCACACUCAUUAACCAUAUGAUAUUAGCUUUGCCCACUGCCAAGCAGGACAAGUUCACAAUUCCCAUUAUUGACAACCAGUUUAUAACGAAGACUUGUCUUACAACCUACACAUAUCAUACGACAUACCUUUUCAACGGAAGCACCACUGUUGAAAGUGCCGAAAAGGUCGUCUCUAAUCGUCACACUGAGGAACGCAACUAUUUACGAGCGAGCACUCAUUUACCGAUGGGUUUAACUCUUUUAAAUACACCCGAGCUGGUUGUUGGCAUAUUUCCAACUACGUAUCACUACUUUAACAAGAUGAGGAACAACGAUCUUGUGCUCACAUCUAGCUAUACAAUAAUCAACACAGUAACUGGGCCUGAGGACUACAUAUCUUUCCUGCAGCCUUCAGAGGAAGCCACCCCCUUACAGGAAACAAACACAUACUAUAGUCGGCUUUCUCUAACGAAAUCCAUUCAAGAUGCUUUCGAAUCAACGAAAAUCUUAACCGAUGAGAGCAUUCUGACCCAAGUGGUCAUAGAAAGUGUGGUAACAGAUAUUGUGCCUAGUUCGGUAUUGAGUUCGGAACUUGUGUCCAUAUUCCGACAUGAGCUAAUGCAAAAGAACGUUAAGAAUAACCGAAAGGUUCUGAUAACAUUGGCUACAUUGUUGAACGGUCAAACCUUGAACGUAACUGCAGUCAGUAUACCAAAAGGAUCACUUGCACCCACAACAUCUUCUUUAAAACUAAAUCAAAAUGCAAUGGAUCCUUCAAUUACCAUUAGGCCCAGCUCAGUCGAAAAUGACCUGUCAGAUACCGAAACAGAUUCCGAAACAGAAGCAGAAACAGAAUCAGAAGAUGGAUUAAAUUUGGCAGAGUCUGAGAUCAAGGAUGUUUAUAUACGGCCUUUGAAAAAUAUACCGCCACCGUCACCUUCACCGUCACAUUCACCGUCAUCAAAUGUUGAACAACUUAUUGGAUCUUUAAAUCUACAACGAUUUCGGCCAGUAUUCAACGUAAUGGCUGACUUACUGCAAAAGAAUCUGGUGAGCAGACAGCCACCAGAGCCUGUCUAUCAGCAUUCCUUAUUAAAUAAGGGUAUUCCCAUACGACCCGGCGAGAUUAUCAAUGCCAAUGCCAACGAUAUUAUUAUUGGGAAGCCAAAUGGCAUUGGAGCACAGUUUUCGUUAUCCCGUCUCGAGUAUCACAAUAAAUCGGCUCAGAAUCAAAAUCAGAAUCUUGUUUAUUUGCAACCAUCACCAUUAAAAAAGAAAUCCUGGACUCCCUCGAUGAUUCCGCUUUCCCUUAUACCGCCACAAGUUAUCCCUCUAGCUGAAGGAUCUCUGGCUGCUUACGAUCAGGAUGGAUUCAAUCGAGUGUUCCCCGAUGAUGAUUAUAAAACCAUAACAAUACUAAGACCACCCUCACAAGUUUUGAACUCAUAUUCCAAGCAUAUGAGUUCAUCAGUAGCCUCUGAAUAUCUACAUCAAUCCGCUCCAGGAGUCGCGGCUUCUAUAACUUACCAACUUAGAUCACCAAUGUCGUACAAUAAACAGAACUAUAACUUUAAUAGCCACAUAUACGGCUCUGAACAACAAAUUGCCAAUCUUAACUCGGAACUGAAAAAUAAUGAAAUUCUGGAAAUCAAGCAAAUACCGCAGAUAUUCAUCAAUUUCAAAUUGGAUGUGCUCAGUCACAACGUUAACAUGAAUGUACCGCCUCUGACCUUUAAGAGAGAUAAUGAGAAUUUUCCAGUUGCCACUGCCGUUCAAGGACAAAUUCCUGUACCACCAAUGCCCUUGGUUAAGAUACCACUUAAUAAAGCUCAUGUCGAAGUACGGCUAUCACCUCAAAGUACACAAUUGGCUGUUGAGCCGCCUUAUGAUGACGAACACUACAAGUCAAGCUCCCCUCAGUCAAUCCAUUCCGAUGUCUGCAAUCCAUCUUGUAAGUCGUCCAAAAACGAAAUAUGCGUGCAUAUAUCAGGAUUUGGUAGUCGCUGUGAAUGCCGUCUGGGUUUUGCACGGAUUUUUCCGGAUCGACCAUGCAAGCCUACCUACACGUACGAGAUGAGCGUUCCAGCCAGCAGAGUUGGUAGUUAUUUACUCAAAUUUAAUCAUGAGUUCCUAAAUAACUCCUCAAGUCAAUAUCGACAUCUAAGCUCAAUAAUACUUGACGCUAUCGAUCGCAUGGUAAUGCAAUCCGAUUUUCGCGAUGAAUACUAUGGUGUCCAAUUGAAAGAGUUCACAUCUGCUAAUAAUGGGGCUGUGAUUGGCAAAUUUUUAUUGCAGUUGUCAGAAAACAGUGACGAAAAUCGUUUAGAAAACGUGUUUAAGAAAUACCUUAGACAGAGUAACUACAGCAUAGGUGGAACGGAACUGUAUACAUCAAAAGAGCAUAUCAAUUCUCUGACAAUUCAAGAUUUCAACGAGUGCGGCAAUAGAACCUUCAAUGAUUGUGCAAUGCAUGCGCAAUGCUUUAACUUGGUGGGCAGCUAUACUUGCAUCUGUCCAGAUGGCUAUGCAGACCUAUCGGACAAUCCGAUUUAUCCUGGUCGUCAUUGUUCCGACAAGCUUAUUGGCUGUGAUAAGUGCAAUUAUCAUGGCAAUUGUAUCACGCAAUCCUUAAAUGGAACUGCAGUGUGCGAAUGCUUUGCCUGGUAUACCGGAAUAACAUGCCAACUAAAUUUAAAAAUCCUAUUAAUCUGUAUCAUUGUAAUUGUGACGGUGUUUGUUGUACUCCUCGUUUGCAUGCUGCUCAUUUAUUCAAGACGAAAAGUUCACGGUGACUCCUUGACAAGCCCCAUAUUUAUAACAGCAUCCAAUUACCAUCAUCCGAGCCUAUUGACAGCUUCUCGAAAAAUGUCCCCAGCCGACUUCUUUCAAGAGCGUAGCAUCGAUAAGCAUGCUAUAUUGAAUGAUUCGAAUAGUGACUCAAGUCACAUUUCGGAGCCAUAUUCAUAUAAGAAGUCCAUUGAUGUGGCUAAUACGAGUAAAGGCCAAGCUAUCAAAAGUAACAUCAAGUCUGGCAAGACUCUGAAUAAAUUUAGGGAGAAGGUCAACAGUAAUCAUUAUGAAAGCAAAGGCCCUAAUGAACCUAUUAAUCGAUCGACUUUCAGCAACAUAGAUAUGACUCAAGCGGAGCAAUCGGAUCGAUCUCUUACAGUAAUGAUUCCGCGAGCAAGGUACUUCCAUCCGACCGUCUUACCUAAAGCCCAAAUGACAAUGGAUGAAAUCGACAAGUCCAGGCCAAAAAGUCGAAGCCAGUCGCAACAAAAUGUAACUUACAAUGAUAAUAAUGCGAGUACUCGUAAUGUUGGGACUAUCAUAAGCGACUCCUCAGAAAUGCCUCAAAAAAGUGGAGCCUUGGUGUCAGCUGGCUUUGAGGUAUCUGCAAUUGUAAGCGAUCGAGUAGCUGAUCUGAAAGGAAAUGAAAAUGAAAAUAAGCCUAUAACACUUUCACCGAAAGCACAACAAAUAUCCAGAUCAAACUUGGAAGCCAUAUUACGCUCAGGCGAGGAGAUUCAAAGAAUGAGCUCUUGGAUGAGUAAUAUUCAGACGAAUGCAAUAUCAGCGGAUGUGCGAUCCUUCGAUGAAACUACCGUUCAGGCUGUAACCAAAUCGAUGCAUCUUUGUUUUGAUAUGCAAACUCAGAGUACUAUAAAUGAGGAACCAAACACAAUGACUGAACGUGAUAUAGGUUCAACCUUUUUAUUGCCACAUACACACCUUUACAUGCCAGAAAAGCUUGAGAGUGAACUAUCUGGCUUUGACUCGAUCUAAUUUCGGCUAGACUCUAUGGGUUGAUAACACUAGGCAACAAAUUUGAACUUUUUG